UGAAAAUGGGACAGGUUUAAUAGAGCAACUCAAGUCCUCCAUUGCCUGGUCUUGGACAUACUUCUGACAGUCUGGUUCUUUGUUAUGAUAUUUUUGGUUUACAUUUUACGAGUGCCAUUCAGAUACAGCGACAACCUGACCACAGGUGAGAGUCGCUUACGUCAACGUCCUUUUUUAACGACUUCAGAGUUUUAGCUCCCGGCCCAGCCAUGUUUGGCACAGAGUCCUCAUUAAGCAUGUUUCUGAACACCCUAACCCCCAAGUUCUACGUGGCUCUGACGGGGACCUCCUCCUUGAUAUCCGGACUCAUACUGAUAUUUGAGUGGUGGUACUUCAGGAAGUACGGUACUUCCUUCAUCGAGCAGGUGUCAGUGAGCCACCUGCGCCCUCUGCUGGGCGGCGUGGACAACAGCUCCCCAACCAACUCCAACACCAGUAACGGAGAUGCAGACUCCAACCGACAGAGUGUGUCCGAAUGUAAAGUAUGGCGAAAUCCACUGAAUUUAUUUCGAGGGGCAGAGUAUAACCGGUAUACGUGGGUGACGGGCCGAGAGCCACUCACGUACUACGACAUGAAUCUCUCGGCACAAGACCACCAGACCUUCUUCACAUGUGACUCGGACCACCUCCGGCCAGCUGACGCCAUAAUGCAGAAAGCAUGGAGAGAGAGGAACCCACAGGCACGCAUCUCUGCCGCACACGAAGCCCUCGAACUAGAGGACUGUGCGACUGCAUACAUCCUGCUGGCAGAGGAGGAGGCCACCACCAUCGUGGAGGCAGAGAAGCUCUUCAAACAGGCCGUGAAGGCAGGAGAGGGCUGCUACAGACGCAGCCAACAGCUCCAACACCACGGGGCGCAGUAUGAGGCACAGCACAGAAGGGACACCAAUGUUCUGGUAUACAUUAAGAGGAGACUGGCCAUGUGCUCUAGAAAGCUGGGCCGAACCAGAGAAGCUGUCAAAAUGAUGAGAGACUUAAUGAAGGAGUUCCCUCUCCUCAGUAUGUUCAAUAUCCAUGAGAACCUGCUGGAGUCACUACUAGAGUUGCAGAACUACGCAGACGUACAGGCCGUACUAGCCAAGUACGACGAUAUUAGUUUACCCAAAUCUGCAACAAUAUGCUACACAGCAGCUUUGCUCAAAGCCAGGGCGGUAUCGGACAAGUUUUCUCCAGAGGCAGCGUCGAGGCGAGGGUUGAGUACAGCAGAGAUGAAUGCUGUAGAAGCCAUACACAGAGCUGUGGAGUUCAACCCACACGUCCCCAAAUACCUGUUAGAAAUGAAAAGUUUAAUACUGCCCCCUGAGCACAUUCUGAAGCGAGGGGACAGUGAGGCCAUAGCCUACGCAUUCUUCCACCUGCAGCACUGGAAGAGGGUGGAGGGGGCCCUUAACUUGCUCCACUGUACCUGGGAGGGCACGUUUAGAAUGAUCCCGUACCCUCUGGAGAAAGGCCACCUCUUCUACCCAUACCCCAUCUGCACCGAGACCGCAGACAGAGAGCUGUUACCAACAGUGUUUCAUGAGGUGUCAGUGUACCCUAAGAAGGAGCUGCCGUUCUUCAUCUUGUUCACGGCUGGUCUCUGCUCCUUCACUGCCAUGCUGGCCCUCCUCACACACCAGUUCCCCGAGCUCAUGGGAGUCUUUGCUAAAGCUUUUCUUAGCACCCUGUUUGCUCCUCUGAACUUCAUCAUGGAGAAAGUGGAGAGCAUCCUGCCAUCCAGUCUGUGGCACCAGCUCACACGCAUCUAACAGUGACCAGCCCCGACCGGACUAGACUGAACCGGACUGACUGACACAUUCUUUGUGCCAAUAUCAUGGAUUAGACGGACAGUGAGGAUGGAUUGGAAGAGAAGAGAAGAGAAAGAAGAUUAAAGGGAAACAUGGAAUUCUGAAUUGCUUUUGACUUUAUUUGAUAUGUUUUCAUUUUGUCUUCAAAUCUCAUGUAAAACCGUUUUUUUGUUGUACAAAAAAAGGUGAUCAAUUAUCAUCAUUAAAAAAGUGGAAAAAUACAUAAAAUAAAGGACUUUUUGUGUAUUGCAAUGUCUACCCUGCCAUUUUGAUUGUCAAGCAUAUCAAAAUUGUAAUAGAUAUUGGAUCAUAGCUGGAGGUUAGGUAACUAAACCGUGUUUUGUAACUGGCUGGUUGAGGAAAGGGUGUGUGGUCAGAUCUGUUAUCAAUUUCAAACAGUUUCCAUAAACUAUAUAGACAUUGCAACAAAGCCGAUGGGGCAAAACAGACUGGGUUGGCUUAGAUAGUUGACAUGUCCCCAAUGUUUAUUGAAAACAAAUACAUUUGCACAAUGAGCACUUG
Messenger RNA from Coregonus clupeaformis (lake whitefish), 2309 nucleotides. Its product is annotated as suppressor of tumorigenicity 7 protein homolog. Lineage: Eukaryota; Metazoa; Chordata; Actinopteri; Salmoniformes; Salmonidae. The record is from RefSeq and is a predicted model, not a curated record. Bases 210 to 1748 code for a protein of 512 amino acids. The transcript is spliced from 16 exons.